This is a messenger RNA of Trichoderma asperellum CBS 433.97, 756 nucleotides long. RefSeq lists its product as uncharacterized. Gene Ontology annotation, cellular component: cytoplasm. Gene Ontology annotation, molecular function: oxidoreductase activity. The record is from RefSeq and is a predicted model, not a curated record. NCBI's taxonomy places the organism in Eukaryota, Fungi, Ascomycota, Sordariomycetes, Hypocreales, Hypocreaceae. Gene Ontology annotation, biological process: secondary metabolic process.
AUGGCCCCAAGCGUUGUUCUUGUCACCGGCGCCAACCGUGGCAUUGGCUACGAGAUUGUCAAGGCUCUCGUUGAGUCUCAGAUUCCCUAUCACGUCUUCCUCGCUGCUCGUGAUAUUGAGAAGGGCAAGGCUGCUGCAGCCACGAUUAAGCCCCGUGAGGGCAGCUCCAUCUCAGUUCUCGAACUAGAAGUCUCCUCAACCGAGUCUAUCGCUAGGGCUGCGGAGACCGUCAAGGCAGAGGCCGGUCGAGUGGAUUUCCUCGUCAACAAUGCCGGCAUCGUUGACGAGAGUGCUGAUGCGAUGACGCGACUUCGCAAUACGCUCGAGAUCAACACCAUUGCCCCCUUUGCUGUUACCCAAGCGUUCAAGCCUUUGCUAAUAGUUCAACCUAAAAAUGAAACCAAAGAGAAGCGAGUCAUUUAUGUUUCAAGUGGGCUGGGCUCCAUUGCUGAGAAACUGGACCCCAAAUCCAAGUACUAUGCCGUCCAGGCUACUGAAUACCGCAUGAGCAAGUCUGCGCUCAACAUGCUUGCCGCAUGCGAUGCUUUCGAUCUGAAGGACCACGGCGUCAAAGUCUUUGCAUACGAUCCCGAGUUUGUGGCUACAUCUCUUUCAUUGUCGCCUGAAGAGCGCCGAAAAAUGGGUGCGCUUGAGCCGAGUGUAAGUGGAGAGAGUUGCCGAGAUAUCAUUGAGGGCAAGCGAGAUGCCGAUACAGCGAAGCUUGUUAGCAUCAACGGGGCGGACUGGCCAUGGUAA